This is a messenger RNA of Talaromyces rugulosus, 1113 nucleotides long. RefSeq lists its product as uncharacterized. The transcript has 2 exons. NCBI's taxonomy places the organism in Eukaryota, Fungi, Ascomycota, Eurotiomycetes, Eurotiales, Trichocomaceae. Bases 1 to 1113 code for a protein of 370 amino acids. The record is from RefSeq and is a predicted model, not a curated record.
AUGCUUUGGAUGCGCCGCGUACUCGGCCUGUCAUGCAUACUCAACGGCGUGCUGGCUGCGUUUUCCACCAACGAAGACCCCUACCAGCGCAGCUACGCCUACUUUGGUGGCCAGUAUGUUGACGACGGCUCUGGCCAGCACAUCUUCACCGACCAGAUGUAUGUUGAGCUUCUAACCCCGGUCGGCAUUGCGCUCAAGCCUCAUCCAAUUGUGUUUAUACACGGCCAGGCACAGACGGGCACGAAUUGGCUCAACAAACCCGACGGAAGCAAAGGGUGGGCUUCAUAUUUUCUGUCUCAGGGGUACGAGUGCUAUCUGGUCGACCAGACCUUUCGAGGACGCAGUCCUUGGCUCCCUGCCAAUGGAACACUGAGCACAUACAGCGCCGAGGUGUUGCAGCAACGCUUCACCGCGCCUCAGUGGUACAAUCUUUGGCCACAGGCCAAACUGCACACCCAGUGGCCGGGCGCCGGAGUCAUGGGUGACGAAGUCUUCGACACUUACUACUCCUCGACCGUACAGUUCAUAAGCUCAGCUACCGGUCAACAGUCCACCGUCCAGGCUGCUGGUGCCCAACUCCUCGACACAAUCGGGAAGCCGGUCAUCCUGCUGUCGCAUUCCCAGGGCGGACUGAUGCCAUGGCUGAUCGCCGACGUCCGUAACGAACUGGUCCAUUCUAUCGUCUCGCUUGAGCCGACCGGCCCUCCCUUCCAAGAGGCCAUCUUCAGCAACCAGUCUGCCCGGGCUUGGGGCCUGACCGAUGUUCCACUCACUUAUUCCCCGCCUGUGACAGACCCAGCCACGGAUCUUGUUCGCCAAACUAUUCCAUCGAACUCGUCCACUGUCUCCCCAUGUAUUAUUCAGGCCAACGAUCCCCCUCCACGUCAGCUGGUGAAUCUUCAGGACAUUCCCGUCUUGCUUGUCACCACCGAGGCAUCCUAUCACGUCCCAUAUGACUGGUGUACCGUCAAAUAUUUGAGGCAGGCCGGUGUAUCCACCGAGCAUCUCCAACUUCCAGACAUUGGUAUCCAUGGCAAUGCGCACAUGGUAUUUAUGGAAAAGAAUAGUGAUGAAGUCGCCGCCGCUCUCCAGAAAUGGAUUGAAAAGAAUUAG